AUGGAGGGUGGUGAGAGAAUCGGAGAAGAUAUGGAUCUCGUUCAUUCGGAAAAUGCUGCUGCUACUGCUGGUGGUGGUUCCGUUUCUCAGGAUCAAGAAAUGGUUGAUCAAGGUGAUGCUGAUGCAACAAAUGUCCAUUCUACCCCUACUCCUCAGGCUAAAGUUAAGAAUGUGGCAGAAAUGAAUAAUCAUAGUGUGAUAAACAGUGCUGGCGAGAUGAGUGGUUAUGAUGAGACUGGUACUGCUUUGGAACGAGAAGCGUUUAUGAAAGAGCUUGAGAGUUUUUAUAGGUCGAGGUCCUUGGAAUUUAAGCCUCCUAAGUUUUAUGGAGUGCCAUUGAAUUGUCUCAAGUUAUGGAGAGCUGUUAUCAAAUUGGGUGGCUAUGAAUUGGUAACUGGAUCGAAGUUGUGGCGGCAAGUAGGAGAGUCUUUCCACCCUCCUAAGACUUGCACAACAGUCUCAUGGACGUUUAGAAUCUUUUAUGAGAAGGCGCUUUUAGAAUAUGAAAAGCAUAAGAGAGACACCGGGGAGCUACAGCUCCCUGUUGGAUCACUCCAUCAACCUUCAAGUGUGGAAAAAGAGACCACUGUUUACCAGGCUCCAGGCUCAGGUAGGGCAAGAAGGGAUGCAGCAGCACGGGCAAUGCAAGGUUGGCAUGCUCAGCGCCUUCUUGGAUAUGGUGAGGUUGCUGAGUCAGCUGUUAAGGACAAGAACUUCAGUCCCACACCAAAACGUGAAAAGAACCUCAAAAGUAUUGGUGUGAUCAACAAACAGAGGACACCAUCUGGUAUGGACCAUGCUGACAAAGCUGCAAAUAUAGAAGGAGACAGGCAAUUGGUCACUGCAGUAGUGGACAUUGGACCCCCGGCUGACUGGGUCAAGAUCAAUGUGCGGGAAACGAAGGAUUGUUUUGAAGUGUAUGCACUGGUUCCUGGGCUCCUUCGCGAGGAGGUGCGAGUCCAAUCCGAUCCAGUUGGACGACUUGUUAUAACUGGUACGCCAGAGCAUGUUGACAAUCCAUGGGGUAUCACCCCCUUCAAAAAGGUUGUGAACUUACCUGCAAGAAUUGAUCCACUUCAAACAUCUGCUAUUGUUAGUUUGCAUGGACGACUAUUUGUACGCGUUCCUUUUGAGCAGGGAGCUGUAUGA
Molecule: messenger RNA, 1149 nt
Organism: Lathyrus sativus (Indian pea)
Lineage: Eukaryota; Viridiplantae; Streptophyta; Magnoliopsida; Fabales; Fabaceae
Source: the annotation of a GenBank genome assembly